This is a messenger RNA of Onychostoma macrolepis, 6849 nucleotides long. It is a transcript of the gene wbp1la, whose product is annotated as WW domain binding protein 1-like a. The record is from RefSeq and is a predicted model, not a curated record. The transcript is spliced from 4 exons. The coding region runs from base 2979 to 4007 and encodes 342 amino acids. NCBI's taxonomy places the organism in Eukaryota, Metazoa, Chordata, Actinopteri, Cypriniformes, Cyprinidae.
ACCUAGACAGCAUUUUGAGGCACCUUGGGUGCAUUUAAACGUUGUGGUCAAAAUGCCGUCUACGUAGUCAGCUCAUUAAGUUUUGAAGCACAGCCUGUAUGUUUGUGUUUACAGCACUGACAACAAAGCUUACUUAGAUUUUUAAAUCUGACAUGCCACAAACAUAUUUUAAAAGAUUCGUAAGUGAGCUUUAUAGUCCGCUUUUAAACAAAAUCAGAUAGUUUUAGUGAACUUGGGUGACAACAAUCUAGAGGGCUGAUCUGAACAGUUUUAGCUUUGUUAUACAUUCACUGAUCUAUGAUAUAUGGACUAUAACAGUGUCACUUCAUUAGGCAUUAAGUUAAAUCUAGAUAUAUGUAUAAAGUCGACCGACUUUAACUACAAUAGACCAGCAUUUAAAUUAAUCAUUUCAUACGUGUUUUUACACUAUACUUAUAUGAAACGUAUAUUUUACUUCCAUGAAACCUGUCCCUAACCUUACCUGUAUCCCACUUCAGUUGCCACAAAGUGUUUUAACAAGCACGAACACAGUAAGUUGUGAGAACACAAUAAGAUAUAUUUAACCUUUUUUUAGUUAAGUAGUUAAAGACACCUAAUAAUAAUAAUAAUGUGGGACCUGAUAUGUUGACUGCGAUAUUUUAUUUGCCUAACAUUAAACUAGUGGUUGCCAAAGAAAGGACAGAAAGAAAGGUAUUUCAGUAGUCGGUCGGUAGUGACCUUGGCUGCUUUUAAGUGAUUCAAUAUACUUGUAUGAAUUUUUAAGUCUUUGUUAAAGUCAACAAUUCAAAUCCUGAUUCCCUACAUUUAGCUCCCUAUUUAGACUCAUUCAAAAACGUCCAGCAAUGUUAAUCUGUAAACAGAAUACAAUUCUAGGAAAGUCUGUUCCAUUUCAGUCUUGCUGAGAUUACAUGUAAAUACACAGCCAAAUGAAUGAUUCAUAAAGCUCUUUUUCUCGGCCUUAAUGUUAUCCUUUCUGAUGGGUAAAUAAUUAAAAAAAGUCUGUCUGUUAUUUCGUCUGCCACUGAAGUAAGGAUGUACAAUAGGAUUUAUCGAUCAGCGCAAGGUUUUAUUGGUAUUAAAGCUGUGAUCAUUCUGCAAUCUAAUUGUUUAAUGACAGGUUGAAUUGUACAGUUGACUGUGAUUGACACUUUAAUGUUAGCUGUCUAGAAAAGGCACAUAUUUAAAAGAUUUCAACAAUGACGGGCUAAGGCUGUUUUGACUGUGUGCUUUUAUUCUGGCCUUGACUGUGAUAGGCGUGUAUAAAGAAGAUGCUCUUCUCUCUGUUGUGACAGGUGGUAGAUCAAGGUCAUGGAAUGAAAAAAAGCAGGGAGUGAGCUGUUUGCUCUCCACAGGUGUUAUCUCUGAGGGAAUUUAGGUGCCUAAAAGAUAAGCUGAUCUUCGAUCUGCUAACAUUACAAAAACCACACAGCUUUCACAGCUUUUACUUCAAUAGUCACAUUUCUGAAGUCAAACAGGACGUUUGAUGAGAGAAGAAUUAGAUCACUCUACAUCACAACCUUUUUAAGUGACACACUGCUGUUCAAAAGUUGAGAAGUCUAAGAUUUUUAUGGUGGUGUUUUUUUCAGGAUUCUGCACUGAUGAAUCAAAAGUUCAAAGGAACUGCAUUUAUUUGAAAUAGAAAUAUUUUGUAAUUUUAUUAAUGUUUUUCCUGUAUCAAUGUAACGCGUCCAUGCUGAAUAUUAAUUCAUUUCAUUAAAAAAUAAAAAUAAAAAAACCUCACUGAGCCCAAACUUUUGAACAGUAGUGUACAUAUCAACUUCCAACAAAAAUUCAACUUUAAAAGAGAACAAAUUUACUCAGGCAUUUUAUUUUUUUAAUGAAAGAUUAUAUAACCUUUUUGUUUUUCUUAGAGCGCAACAAUCAUCCUUUUCCUAUUAAUUUUCUACAUAAGGAUUUCAAAAAAAGGUAUUGGAACUAUUAAUUGAGAGGUAACAGACAAAUGCAAAACAUUGUGUACUUAACUGGAUAGUUCACACAAAUAUUUAAAUGUCUGUCUGUCUUCUGUAAAAUUCGAAAGAAGAUAUCUUGAGAAAUUUCUCAGUGUUUAUAUAAUCUGCACAAUGGAAGUCAGUUGUCACCAAAACUGUUUUGUUGCCAACAUUUUGCAAAAAAUCUAUGGUCAGCAGAAGAAUAAAAAGUCAUAGAGGUUUGUAACGACAUGAGGGGGAAUAAAUGAUCAUAGAAAUUUCAUUUUUGGGUGAAUUAUGCUUUUCUAAAAACAGGAGAUGUGGUUACGAAUUCAAUCCCCAGGAAAUGCGUUAACUGAUAAUGUAUAUCUUUAGUAGACAUAAAUUGGAUAACAGUGUCUAAUAUAACGUCACUUAACAACAUUGUAGCUCCUGGUUGGUUCCAAUUUAUAAGACCAGGAAUGUGUAAUAAUGAACUAAUUAACCUUUAACUCAGCUGUUUGCUGCCAGUUGCCAUUCUAUCUAUAAACUUUUUUGCAUUACGUCCAACCAUGUACACUGAACACUCAAACUUUUGCUUUCCACUGCUUGUUACCACUGAUCAUCAUCUCAAAUGAUGAUCAAUAGUGAUUGUAUUUUACUGUCAAGUUAAGAUUAUUGUUCAACAGGCAAGAUUUCAGUUUUACUGUCCUUUGUAUCUAGCACACCACUCGAGACAACUGUCAGGCCAGCAGUUGUCAUCGAUGUCUGCGUGUAUGUGAGAAAAGCACAGACCGCUUGUCUGUUCAUCCUGUUUACUUGCAUUCCCUGGCAGCCCUCGCUGAGUCUGAAAUGCCAUGAGGGAGGCUGUGUAUGUAUGUGUGCUUGCGUUUAAAUCUAGCCCCUCCGGCUCAUAAAGGGGGCAGUUCAUGUCGCACUGUACCAUGUGUGGGCGGUGGGUGGUGGGUGGCCCGAGCCCGACCUUCCUCUUCUGUCUCUCCCUUGGUCUUUGCAGCCCUGUGUAACAAAACUCUGUCUCUGCUGUGUUGAUUUUCCUAUCAGACGCCUAUCAUGCCUUUUCUCCUGGGGUUUAGACAGACCCGGCUGCCUUGUGUAGGAGUGAACAACCAGAGCUACUUCUGUGAUUCGGGCCACUGCUGUGGGGAAUCUCAGUGUUGCAGCUAUUACUACGAGGUUUGGUGGUUUUGGUUGGUCCUGACUCUCAUCAUCAUUCUGGGCUGCUGCUGUUUGUGCCACCACCGUCGAGCCAAACACAGACUGCAACAACAGCAGCGGCAGCAUGAGAUCAACCUCAUCGCUUACAGAGAAGCCCAUAAUUACACCUCUCUACCCUUCUAUUUCAGGUUCCUGCCUGGCUACCUCUUACCGGCAUACGAGGAAGUCGAGAACAGACCUCCGACGCCCCCGCCUCCGUACAGUGCCUCUCAGCCAGGCCAGGCCACCAGCAUUGACCCCCUGUGCUCUGAACAACCAGAUGAGCUCUGCCCUCCACUGCAGUCCAGCCCCGUCGUCCCGUCUGCAUCUGAGAACUGUUCCCCGGGACCCUGCGUAGAGGAGCCACAUACUCCCACUGCACACCGCCCUGUCAGAAACACCCACAAACCACAGUACCUCAGCCGAGAAGAGGACGGGCAGCCCCAGCAGGUGGCGUGCGCUACCUCACACAGCCCGGUCAAACAGGGCAGCUCCGGCGAGGAUCUGACCGAACCCAUAGAAGACUGUUCUCCCGACAGCAAAGACAAGACUCCAGGACGCCACCGGCGCUUCACGGGAGACUCUGGGAUUGAGGUAUGUGUUUGCAACCAGGGGCCUGGGGAUGGAGAUGAAGAGGAGGAGAUGAUAGAGCUUGUAGGGCACAUGGAUGGAGGGGUGCUCGAGGAGCAGGACUUCUGUGAUAGCUGCAACCCCCGCGGCAGCAGCCCUCCUCGUGGUCCGGGGGAUGAGGAACAGGGCCUGGCUGCCUCAGACGUGCCUCUAGAGCACAGAGAGCAUCAGCGACCUCCAGUCUGCCUCCAUCUGCACACCAUCAACGAACAGGACGGUCCGCAUCACGCCAACAACACGGACCCCCAGAGUUGAGCACAAACGGUUCCAGCAGAGACUUACUUUAGACUGCUGUCUCCCUUUACUUUCUUGAGAUACAUCAGUUUGUACUGUCAGCAGUGUCACUUUGGGUGCACUUUUUGUGUGCGUGCGUGUGUGUGUGUGUGUGUGUGUGUGUGUGUGAGAGAGAGAGAGAGGGAGUUUUAAAAGGGCGUUAAUGUGUGAGUCCUAACGGUUUUUAUGGAUUAAUAGGGUAAUCUAGUAAAGACGUUAAUUGUUCUGUUGCCUCACAGAGAGGUCACGAUCAAAGCCACAGGGGAAAUUCUCCUCAGUUUAUAGCCUUAUCGAGCUCUGGGUGACAUGCCUGUAGAUUUGGAGGCUUUUUGUUGGUUUUUGGGGGCUGAUUGACUCCUACUGAGAUGAAGAUGGCACACAAGGUCAGGAGAUAUUGAUUUGUGCUGGCUUUUGCUCCUGAAUUCUUACCUUUAAUGUCAUUUUAAAAAUACUUAAAGGUUUCAUUCACCCAAAAAUGAAAGAUCUGUCUUUUAGUCACUCAUGGCGUUCCAAGUACACAAGACUUUUGUUCUUGUGUACUUAAAAACACAAAUGAAGAUAUUUUUAUAUUUAAGAGAGAUGUUUUAAAAAAAAAGUCUGUUCCACUAAAAGUGGAUGCUUUAAACAGUUCAAGAUUGUAAAGUAAAUCCAUACGCACAUACAUAGAGCACAUCAAAUAUGGUAAAUAUAAGAUGAAACAUGAUGCACAAGAGCCAAUGAAGUUUCUUGUUGCGCAUCAAGCAACUACAGUUAAACUUGUUUCUAUGUUCCUUGUUCAGUGUUUAAAUGUGAAUAAAAGCUUGAAUUAAAUCUGUUAAUUAUAUAAACCAAUUAUGUCUUCAGAAGACUUGGAUUAAACCACUUGAUUCAUAUGGAUUACAUUUAUGAUCUUUUUAUGAACUUUUUGAAGCAUCAAUAUUUAGGUGGAAUUUCAAAGGAGGUACCUAAAUUUUGCAGGUUUGAUUAAAAGUAUCUUAAUUUUUCGUUUCAAAGAAAAUAAAAAGUCCUAUGCUUUUGAAAUGAUAUGAGGGUGAGUAAUUAAUAACAGAAUUUUCAUUGUUUGGUGAAUUAUCAAUUUAAGAUUAUAUUGUGCACGAAAAGAAAAUGGAAAAGACGGCCACAGAGCAGUCUGUUAAUACUUCAGAGCUUUAAUAUUCAGUUGUUGUUUCUUGUUUUUAUUUCUUGUCUUUUUUUUCUGAAAACGUUUGAUCUGGAGUAUCUGCAUGAUGCUAUUCAGAAAAAUGAAGGAAAGUAAUUAUCUCAAAUAUAUAUAUUUUUGUCUUUUUGUAUCAAUAAGUGAAUGUGCUCCUUACCUAGGGUAUGGUUGCCAUUUUGCUUGUUUUGUCUCAUUGUAUAACAUGGUCUCGGGCUUUAUCCAAUAUUUUGCAUGAUUAUUUGCAUAAACUGAAUACAUUCACAUGCUAUAUAGUAGUACAUUUUGAAGUUCAUUAUGCAAAAACUCUUCUAAUGAAGGCUGAAAAUACCUUUGUAUAUAGAUUGAACCCAGCUUGUAUACAUGUACACUAGGUGCCUUUGUUGAUUUUAGUAGUUUUCAUAUGCCUUAAAGAGAAGAGUGUGUGUCGUAGAAUUUCUGCAUAAAAUAAGGGCCAGUAUGAGUGAAGAUUUUGCUCAGUGGUAACGUCUUGUUUGAAAGGAUCACUUAAUAAGCCUUCCAUCGAAACAUAUCAUUUAAAUAUGUUUGUUUUUUGCCUUAAUUUAAUUUCUGUAUCCUCCCAUAGUGCUUUUAAGUUGUUUUUGUACCUUAACACUGUAAGGGAACUCUUGCACCACUAACAGUAACUUAUGUACAGGCCUUAUUAAGCUUUUAAUGUGUGUUUUAUUGUAGCAGAUCAGGUAAGGUUACUGUCAUGUUAGUGUAGCACUUAAGUCGGGUUCAUGAUGAGAUUGAGAUUUGUUUUUCUGUGUCGGUGAGACUGAAAGCUACUCCACUGCAUUCCCUACACUGUCUGAGUGAGUGAGUGUGUGUGUGUGUGUGUGUGUGUGUGUCAUUGUAGGAUCCUUUAAGUGGAUCGUUCUUCAGGCCACUGUGUUUGUUUGACCUUUGGUUUAGAUUAGCAGUUAGGUGUCCUAUAAUAGAGUCUUAGCUUGGGCACAGAUGGCUUUCCUGUUGAUCUUCAGAUCAGAGUGUUCCUGUGUAAAUGGUGGCUAAUUUUCUUUCAAACGUGAUGUGGCCGGUAAAUUAGGUUCCUAGUGUUUUGGCUGGAAAAAACAUUUUGGGAAGCAGAUUCCAACAUUGACGUGGUGCCUUUGGAAAUAUUUUUGUAGCAGUAUUGUUUGGCUAAACCUAAUAUUGAGCAUUCUGAAUUGUUUGGACCAGUUAUAGCAUUGUAGCAUCCAAAUUAUUUGACCGAUUAAGUGAAGCUUGAAGCUACGAAGUAGGGUCAGUGAGGAGAUCAAGUCAUCUGUUGCAGCAGUGGUGCUCAUGACGAUCUUUCUAGCUCUAGUCUCCAUUGUUUUCUAUUGUCCUUUGAUGUUUGAGACCAAAGGUAUUGAUUAAAAGUGGAAAUCUGAGUCGCUAUAUUGGGUAGCUCACUGUGAAUGAGACAUGUUUUGCCUGAAAAAGUUGUCAUUGCACUGUUUUGACACUGAGCAGUGAGUGUGUGUGCUUGAAGGUGACGAAGGCUUUGCAAGCCAAUUGUUUUUUUUUAAUUUCUUAAGCUUUGAUUCAGGCCUGGUACUACGUUUUAGUUUUGUAUCCGUAGUCACUUUCUUUUUAUAUAUGAAACUGUAUUUUCCGCAUUUUAUAAGAAGACUCAACCAAAUUAAAGAGUAUCAAAGAAUGUUCCAUAUGAAUAAAAAAAAA